AUACCCUCAAUGUAUAUAUAAUAGCACACCAGUAGUAUCCCUGCAUCACCAGAAGACAAUACACAGUGCAUCAUCCAGGAAAAAAGUUAGACCUCCCAGUUAAACAUGACACGAACAAUCACAUUGCUGCUGAUAUCCCUAGGUGUGCUCCUUGCCCUGGUAACAGCACAAUCAAAACCUGACUGUAAAGAUGGCAAAGUAUAUACUGAUUGUGGGACCAACUGUCCACCAACCUGCGAGAAGCCAGAUCGUGCAUGCGAUAAAAUGUGUGUUCCAGGUUGUUUCUGCCCAAAGGGCACUGUACUAAAUAACAGGGGUGAAUGUGUGGAACAGAAUAAGUGCUGACUCUGCAGCGGGAACACAACAUAUUCCAAUUGUGCCAAUAACUGCCCUGCUGUUGUAUCUCCCCCAAAUUGCCUUAGAAUACAAUGUAUUCCAGGCUGUGCAUGUAACCCCAACUACGCGCUCGUACCUGACACCAAGAGAUGUGUCCUUCCACAGGAUCUCCCCAAAGUUUGCUCCAACAAGUAAACCAUCCCAUGUGUGUCUUAUUAGCAAUCAUCAAAAUUGAAAGUUUGAGAUGUGUCUGAUGAAAAUAAAAUGAUUGCUGACAUU
Molecule: messenger RNA, 615 nt
Organism: Bufo gargarizans (Asiatic toad)
Lineage: Eukaryota; Metazoa; Chordata; Amphibia; Anura; Bufonidae
Product: cysteine-rich venom protein 6-like
Exons: 4
Coding region: 106-345 (79 amino acids)
Source: RefSeq, a predicted model, not a curated record